CGGUCAGCAAAGCACAAGAUAUGUUAAAGAUUCACAUGGAUGUGAUCAAGAAUCCGGGAGUGAACCUGUACCAAGGAAAAGACCAGCCAAAUAAAGGUAAAGGUAAAGGGAAGGGUAAACCAAAGGACGAAAAGAAAAAGGCAGCAUGUUAUGUAUGUGGCAAAGAGGAUCAUAUGUCUCCAAAAUGCCUAGACAGACUGCUACCAGAGAGUCAAUGGAAACAUCCAAAACAUUAUGUUGAUUAUGGGAAGAAGCUCAAUCUUAAUCAGAUUGGAGCAACUGUCCCAACUACAGCUACCGUUCCUGGACCUUCUCCAGCGACAAGUGUGAUCACGGGUGGAACAUUGAGCGUUGCGGGAAAGUGUUAA
Molecule: messenger RNA, 368 nt
Organism: Cylindrotheca closterium
Lineage: Eukaryota; Bacillariophyta; Bacillariophyceae; Bacillariales; Bacillariaceae
Source: the annotation of a GenBank genome assembly